Messenger RNA from Musa acuminata subsp. malaccensis (wild Malaysian banana), 1849 nucleotides. RefSeq names its product UDP-glycosyltransferase 82A1. Gene Ontology annotation, molecular function: UDP-glycosyltransferase activity. Lineage: Eukaryota; Viridiplantae; Streptophyta; Magnoliopsida; Zingiberales; Musaceae. The record is from RefSeq and is a predicted model, not a curated record.
UAGGAGGGAAGUUGUUUGGGGAUUUGAGCAUGCUUGCCAUAUCAUGAGGCAAUGUGCUGCCGACUUAGGUAUCAGCACAAAAGAAAUGGAAGUCAAAUCAGCAAAGUCGUGUCCAAUAUGGAGCCACAGUAGCUCGGAAUGCUUCUUCAUGGCUUUUAGCUGCACAUAGAAUAAGGAAGUAGAACGCUGUGAUGUGGUAUUGUCGUCAUCUGCAAGGAACAAACCGGGUGUCGAACGCCGCUCCUGCAAUUAUAAAUGAGAGCGAGCGCAACGGGGAAGAAGGCAACAGAAGCGAGGAGUGGGGGAUGCGGCCGAGGGUUGUGCUCGUUCCCUUCCCGGCUCAGGGGCAUGUGUCUCCCAUGCUGGACCUCGCCCGGGUCCUCCAUGCACGUGGAUUCGAGGUGACGGUGGCCGCCCCGGACUUCAUCCACCGGCGUCUCGCGGGCCGGGCCGAUGAUGGGAUCCGGUUCGCUUCUGUUUCCAGUGGCCUCAUGGCGGACGACGGCGCGGCGCCUCCGGACUUCGCGGCCAUCGAGCGGGCCAUGGAGAGCCACAUGCCCGCGCAUCUCGAGCGCCUGCUGUCGCCGCCGGACGCCGAGGCCAUCGCUUGCGUGGUGGUGGACCUGGUGGCCUCGUGGGCGAUUCCGGUCGCGCGGCGGUGCGGCCUCCCGGUCGCCGGGUUCUGGACGGCGAUGCUGGCCACCUACCGCGUCAUCUCCGCCAUUCCGGAGCUCAUUCGCAGGGGUUUCAUCUCCGAAUUCGGUAGUCCGCUGUCGCAUCAGCCUCGGUGCCAACAUGACGGGCAAGAGCAGGCGGCGCAAGAGCUGACGUUGGAAGGGCAGGCGAAGCUUAGCGCGAGCGACCUGCCAUGGCUGGUGGGCAAUCCUACUUCCCAGAGGUCGAGAUUCGCAUUCUGGCUUCGAGUCAUCGAGCGAGCUAAAUCUGUCCGAUGGCUGUUGGUCAACUCCUUCCCCGAGGAAGGCGGUCGCCGUGGAGACCAUCAUCCCCCGCUUCCAAGCUCGCAACCGCAAGAACACGACGCGCCGCGGACGCUCCCCGUCGGCCCACUGGAAGCACACGGCGGCGACGAGAAGACGCGCGGCAACUCCCGGUGCAACCUGAGCAUGUGGGACGAAGACCAGAGCUGCCUGGAGUGGCUGGAGAAGCACCCGCCGAACUCGGUCGUGUACGCGUCCUUCGGGAGCUGGGUGGCGCCGAUCUCGCCGGAGAAGAUCGCGGAGUUCGCGCUGGGGCUGGAGGCUGCGGCGCAGCCGUUCCUGUGGGUGCUCAAGGACGAGAAGCCAUGGCGGGCCGGUCUCCCCCGCGGGUUCCUGGAUCGAGUCGCGGGCUACGGCAAGGUGGUGGCGUGGGCGCCGCAGGAGGAGGUGCUGAGGAGCCCCGCCAUCGGAUGCUACCUCACGCACUGCGGGUGGAACUCGACGUUGGAGGCCAUACGACACGAGAAGAGGCUGUUGUGCUACCCCAUCGCCGGCGACCAGUUCGUGAAUGCCGUCUACAUCGUGAAGGUGUGGGGAAUAGGGAUCAAACUUGAUGGCUGUCAUCGACAUGCCAUAGAGAAUGGCAUCGGGAGGAUCAUGACAGGUGACGAGGGAGCAAAGGCACAAGCAAGUGUGCUGCAGCUGAAGAAGAGAGUUAUGGGGGAGGAAGGGAGCUCUGCAGCCGUUGCAAGCCUCCAAUGCUUUAUAGAUACGAUCAAGAAAAGCAUGUAAUAAUUGGAUCAGCUUGUUUAUAUCAACUGUGUACUGCUCUUGCUUUCACCGGGUCAAAUUGCACCAGGUUUUGCUGCAGCCACAAGCUCAUCAAUCGAACAUUGUUUGAUUCAUCAUCA